This is a messenger RNA of Leptopilina boulardi, 3501 nucleotides long. Its product is annotated as actin-binding protein IPP-like. The record is from RefSeq and is a predicted model, not a curated record. Gene Ontology annotation, molecular function: protein binding. Bases 154 to 2076 code for a protein of 640 amino acids. NCBI's taxonomy places the organism in Eukaryota, Metazoa, Arthropoda, Insecta, Hymenoptera, Figitidae. The transcript has 7 exons.
UAUUAUUUGACAUAUGUCAUUGUAGUGCAGGCCAGGGUAUUUGUUAUCAAUUCUCAAUUUAGUGUUUAUUUUCAAAUGACAAUUAGUGAAUGAAAUUAUUAACAGUGUUUUAGUGGAAAAUAUUGAAAUACAAGUGAAAAUGUGGCAUCAGUGAUGCGUUUAAAGGGAAAAAAUAACGCCAAGUCUUUUCAUAGCGUCUAUAAGGUGCUUUCCCGUAUAUGUCGAGCCGUGGAUAAAGGUCAACUCGAUGGUUUCAUGGCUGAUGGCGCAGUUCCUCCAUUAAAAAAUGGCAAUAAUUCAAAAACAACUGGUUAUGCGACUCAAAAUAAUAACGUUAAACAAACUACCGAUGUAUCGAACACGGUACAAACAAUGGGUCAAUACGCUCCAAAAAUCUUAAGGAAUUUACAAGCUCAAAGAUUAAAAAAUCAAUUCACUGAUGUUUGUCUUGUCGCUGGUGAUUGUGUGAUUCGAGCUCAUAAAUUAGUUCUAGCGGCGGGUAGUGCUUAUUUUAAUGCAAUGUUCACUGGUGGAUUGGUUGAAGAACAACAAGAUUCUGUCGAAAUUCAUUCAGUUUCAUCAAAAAUACUUUCAAUGCUCGUCGAUUUUAUUUACACUGGAAAUAUUGAUAUUACUCAGGACAAUGUUCAGGAGCUUUUUGCCGCUGCUGAUAUGUUAGAAUUGGAGGAAGUUGUUUCUGGAUGUACCGAUUAUCUAGAACAACAACUUCAUUGUUCUAAUGCCCUUGGAAUUUACAGAUUUGCCGAAGCACACAAUAGUUCAAAUCUUUUGGAGACUGCCUUACGCUUUAUUCAAGUCAAUUUUCCUCGAGUGUCACAAGAGGAAGAAUUUUUGGACCUGCCAAAGGAAUACCUCGUUCGCUUCCUCAGUAGCGAAUAUAUUCACAUCGAUACCGAAUUUCAGGUCUUCCAAGCGGCGUAUAAUUGGAUAACACAGGAUAUAUCGGCUAGAAGAUGUUAUGUUUUUGAAAUCUUAGGUCAUAUAAGACUGCGACUUUGCUCUUUGGCUCGCCUGGAGCAAACAAUACUUGAUUGCAAAGAUGCUAGUCUAAUAGUGGCAUUGCGAUCAAUUCAGAAAGACUUAAUUUCCAACAAAGGCUGCCUUGUACCAUUACACGCGCAGCCAAGAAUUUGUGCUAAGAAAAACAUCUUGGUUAUCGGUGGUUCAAAAAGGGAACAUUGUCCCGAUAGUUGGGCUCGAGCUGCCGAAAGUACUUACGAAACUAUUGACAAAUACGACACAUUUACUGGAGAGUGGAGCGAAGUGGCGCCGAUUGGAAUAGGCAGAAUUCUACCAGGUGUUGCAUUAUUAGAUGGUAAAGUUUAUGUUGUUGGAGGUGAAUUGGAAUCCUGUAUAAUCGCGAACGGAGAAUGUUACAAUCCCCGUGACGACGUUUGGACCUCAAUCGCAUGCAUGGAAGAGCCUAGAUGUGAUUUUGGAUUAUGUGCCUUGGAUAAUAGUUUAUAUGCAUUUGGUGGUUGGGUCGGUGAAGAUAUUGGACGUUCUAUUGAAAUUUACGAUCCAAUAACCAAUACUUGGACGUUAGAUGGCGAACUUCCAGAACCUAGAUUUAGCAUGGGUGUCGUUGCUUAUGAAGGGCUCAUCUAUGUUGUCGGUGGAUGUACUCACGUUAGUCGACAUCAUCAAGAAGUUAUGAGCUACAAUCCAGUUAAUAAAAAAUGGAAAUAUUUAGCUCCAUUAUUAACACCACGUUCACAAAUGGGAAUCACCGUUCUUGAUGGUUACAUUUACGUUGUUGGUGGUACUAAUAAAAAUCACGAGGUACUCACAUCCGUCGAGCGAUAUUCUUUCAAAAAGAACGAAUGGACAACUGUCGCUCCAAUGAAAGUUGGCAGGUCGUAUCCUGCUGUAGCAGCGGCUGAUGGACGCUUAUACGUUAUAGGCGGCGAUCAAUCACAAGAAAUUAAUUUUUACCGAACGCAAAUCACCAUUUCUACUGUCGAAUGUUACGAUCCAAAUUCCGAUACAUGGCACGAGUGCGCUUCUCUUCCAACGAGCCGAGGUGAAGCAGCAGCGAUAAUCGCACCAUUUUGAUUAUCAUUUUUUUAUUUUUCAACACAAUAUAAUCAUCGAACGUUCUUCAUAUUCAUUUAAUUAAGAGCUGUCCAACUUUUAGAGGCCUUGCAAAUUUUAGGAAUUACUCAAUUUUACGAAUACAAAAAAUGAAAAAAGAAAUCCUCCUCACGAAUCUAAGAGUUUAUAAGGUGUAAAUAAUAUUUUAAAAAAACACACAUACAGUCAUCGUAAUAGUAUAUUUUUUUCAAUGCUUCGAGGAAUUGAAAAAUGCAUAAAUUCAAUUUUUUAAAACAUUAUUUUUAUUUUAAUAAUUUAGAGAACCUUUGCAUGGAAAUGUUUGAAAAAUGUCAGAAUUUAUUUUUAUGAAACAUUUUUUCAAAGAAUUAAUUGAAAAUCAGAUAAUUAACACAUAUCGGAAAAUUUAAAACUCACUUUAGUAGUGGCUUUUAGUCAUUUUUAAUUUUAAUGGAUGAGAAAGUUAUGAAAAUAUAUAUCAUCAGGUUGGACAGCUCUUUAUGAGAAAAUAAUAAUUGGUAAAAUACUGUGCAGCUAAAAAUUAUAAAUAAAAAUAUUGAUGGGACCGGAGAUGUAAAAUUACAGCGAUUAGAAUUUAAUUCUAUAAAGAAUUGAUUAAAAUAAUUGAAAUUUUCAUAUUUGUUCGUUGUCAAGUAAUGGUCGUCAAUUUUUUUUUCAUUUUUGAAACAAAUUUUAAAAAACUUUCAUAAUCGAAUUUUUAUUUAAUUAAAUAAUUUUUAUAUUUUAAAUUAAAUGAAAUUAUUAUUUUUUUUUCUAAUUAAACGUCUCUUGUCCCAGAUUAUUUGUGAAACGUCGAAAUUCGCGAAUUAUAAAAAAAAAAAAUUAAAAACAUUCUUUCAGACUAAAGGAAAACUCGUAUUUUUUGUAUACUUCGAAAUAACGUCGAUUUUUAAUAAGUUUAAAAGUAUCGAAAAUAAUUGCGAGAAGAAAUUGAGGUUAUAUAAAUAUAUAUAUAUAUAUAAAUAAUAUGAAAAAAAAUAUAUUUAGCUUUCGAACGUGUUCUUCCCCUGACGGUUCAAUAUAUGUACAUUUGUAAAACACUUUUUUCAAAAAAAAAAAUGUAUCUUCGAAUCAUUUUCACAUAUUUUUACAAAAUCUCUUCAUCCAAAAAUAUGUCAAAAAAAAUAUCUCUAAUUCGAAUAAAAAGUGUUAUACGAUUUUAUGCAUAAAAAAAAGAAAACAAAAAGUAAUGAAAAUUUGUACAAAUUUGAACCAGUUUGGGAACAACUAAAUGUCCAUCAGAAAAAUAUCUGAUUUUAAAAAUAAUGUUUUUUGGCUAUGCAAAUCGUCAACAACCAAAGUUACUAACAGUUAGUUAAGAUAUUAUUAUUAUUAUUAUUAUUAUUAUUAUUAUUAUUAUUAUUAUACUAUGUAUAUUUAAACAUGUUGUGGCAAGUUUAAAGAGUA